This is a messenger RNA of Branchiostoma belcheri (Belcher's lancelet), 3588 nucleotides long. Its product is annotated as ETS translocation variant 1-like. The transcript is spliced from 13 exons. Gene Ontology annotation, molecular function: sequence-specific DNA binding; DNA-binding transcription factor activity, RNA polymerase II-specific. Gene Ontology annotation, cellular component: nucleus. NCBI's taxonomy places the organism in Eukaryota, Metazoa, Chordata, Leptocardii, Amphioxiformes, Branchiostomatidae. The coding region runs from base 255 to 1736 and encodes 493 amino acids. Gene Ontology annotation, biological process: regulation of transcription by RNA polymerase II; cell differentiation. The record is from RefSeq and is a predicted model, not a curated record.
ACGGCUUCGCCGUCCUGGUGGGUUGCAGAGGCAUAGUGGACAUUUCUCAUAGCGGGGAAUCUAUGCCGUAAAUGAAGUAUUUUUUUGCCCGAAACGAAUGUAUUUUGGCUUGCAAUCGCGCUAGGAAGCAAGAGACAAGAACAAGGUGUUUCCAGCCACGUAUCUAGUAGGUCACCGCCGCCGAUUUUGCCCCGAUUGCGACGAGUUUUGCGUUUGAAGGGUGAGCGGGGCGGCCCAACACACACGCAGUGCCAAUGGCAUACAACCAGCGGAAAGAAUUCUACGACCAGGAAGUGCCUUACAUGUAUCCACAGAGUGUUCCCGGUGCAGAUCGGGAGGAUGACACACCUCCGAGAGACGAUGGACAAAAACGCAAGGAGCUCCAAGAUUCUGAAGACCUGUUUCAAGACUUAAGCCAGUUUCAGGAGGCAUGGCUAGCGGAAGCAAGCUGCGUAGAAGAUGAAGAACAGUUUGUGCCUGAUUUCCAAGCUGAAAACAUUUUGACGGCGCCCCUGAAGGUAAAGUCGGAGCCCCGCAGCCUGGAUGAGUGCCCCCGCCCCUGCUCACAUAUGGUCCCUCCCGGGGAGAUGUCCAACCCAGACAAGUUCGACUUCGGCGAGCAGUUGUUCAUGGGAAACCCCUGCGAUCCCAAGCUGCCACCGUUACCGCCCGCCCAGACACCGACCCCAAAGCAAGACGGACUGUCCUACCCACCCAGUACCUCCAGCACAGCAUACCCACAUCCACCAGAACCACCCAGGUACCAGAGACAACUGUCGGAGCCAGCCUACAGACUGCCCGACCCUCACGCCUUCCAGCGACAGGUGUCAGACCCCAUGUUCCAAAGACAAGUUCCCGACCACAUCCAUUUCCAGCGAUCGUCGUCAGACGCAGGUUUCCAGCCGCCCCGGAGCGAGGGCCAGUCCCCGUUCCCGGCAAACAUCAAGCAGGAGUUCCCAGAGCCGAUGUACAAUCGCGCGAUGGCUCCUCCCUUCCCUCCAUGCCCACCCAUCAAGCAGGAACCCAGAGACCUGGGAUAUGAUGGCGGACAGGCAGAAGUACCAGUGUGGGACCCGUAUCAGCGCCGAGACUCCAUGUAUGGUCCACAGGCAGCUGCAGCAGAAGGCUUUCUUACUGACAGCAACAUCAGGUCUUUCUAUGACGACAGCUGUCUGCCAGAAAAGUUAGCCGAAGGCAUGAAGCCUGAACUGUAUCGCGAAGCCCCGACCUACCAGCGGCGAGGCUCCCUGCAGCUGUGGCAGUUCCUGGUGGCCUUACUGGAGGACCCCAGCAACACGCCAUUCAUCGCGUGGACGGGCAGAGGACUGGAGUUCAAACUCAUAGAACCAGAAGAGGUUGCGCGGCGUUGGGGCAUGCAGAAGAACAGACCAGCCAUGAACUACGACAAACUCAGCCGCUCGUUGCGGUACUACUAUGAGAAAGGCAUCAUGCAGAAGGUGGCCGGGGAGCGCUACGUCUACAAGUUCACGUGCGACCCCGAGGCUCUGUUCUCCAUGGCAUUCCCAGACAAUCAGCGGCCUGUACUAAAAACUGACAGCCAGGUCCCACAGAUGAACCCACCGCUGGUCGUGCCUACCGACUGUCCCGUGUCGGGGGACAACACCGUCCCGCUCAGGCACCUAGAUGACAGCCUGGAGCAGAUGGCUUACAUGCAGGAGAUGCAGCGAGUCUGCACCACCGCCUCAGACCAGUCUCUUGACACCCCAAUCUUCUGAACAACCACCUCUACCUGUGAUAGCAGUAUUACAACAACAUUGAUGGACAGACACAAAAUUACAGCAGAGCCUUGUAAUGUCGACUGUUGAUGAUUUAAUCCCAAAACUGAGGAACACCAAACUGAGAGAGAUGGUAGCUUAACGGGAAUGAAGCACGAGUCUCACUGGAACAGUAACUCACAGACUCUACAUCAGUGUAUGUCUUCUCUAGACUAUACAUUCACACAGGACAUCUGAUGAUCUGUAACAAGCUUGCAGUAUGUGGCUUGAAAUGAGCAGACCGCUUUCCUGUCUGUGUCUCUGAAACCCGUAAAUUUGUGUGGCUUACUCAUCGGUGAGAAAGGUUGAGCACCAUUGCAUGGAGUUGAGAACAUGUUGAGAAUGUUUGACAGUGUGAUACGAUGCUAGAAAUUUGGCCUCUUAACUGUACAGAUAUAAAGUUAGUAGUAUGCGAGAGAAAUGAAAUCUAUAUUUGAUUUCUAUAUUUGAUUGUACUUACAAAGUCAAAGGUUUCAAAAGAUGAGAGAGAGACGAGCCUUCAACCAGAGUGCUUUGAAUCCUUUGAUACAGAUGAAACAAGCAAGGUGGAGCCUUACAGAAAGAAGUUGUAAAAUCUUGUACAUAACAAACAUAUAACAGAGAUCUGGGAGAUCUUAUUACCGAGGUCCAGGGCAGUAUAACUUGACUUUCACUAACAGUGAACUCCCCUUCAUCUUUGUGUACAGUACUUGUCAUUAAAACUACCACGUGUUUUCCGGUACUGUGGAAGCUUUUUGUAAUCGACCGAUUCUGUUUAGAUAAGGUGUUUAAUUGCCAAAGCAGGUCUUUACCAAAAUUUGCCUUUUUCGUGAAACGGCAGCAUGUCCUGAUUUAGUGUUUCAAAGGAAGAUGUCGUCGUAUCUGUAGAAAAACUAGCAGUUGUAGUCUAAAGACUUCUUACUUUGGUGAGAAGUUUACUGGCUUCUUACCCCCUCUCUCAAGUGAUUUUUAAAGUGAAUUGGAGUUGUAUCGAUGCGAAAAUAAUGACUGGUUGUCGGAAGAUGCGGUAGGUAGUACUUGUAGUACUUGGUCCGUGCCGUCUGGCGGUUUUGAGAUGUCAUUAAUACGUGCUGUGCCUUUCUUCAAUAUGAUGAUGUUAAAGGCAUCCAGUGUAAUUUCAGGGCAGCAAAGCAAAAAAAAUAUUCUGGAUGAGAGGAAAUACUGACAUAAACUGCCAUUUCUUAGCACAUUUUCAUCCUCGUGUCAUACUUGAAGCAUUCAGAUACAUAAUGUAGCCCUAAAACAAGCUAAGUGAGGAAUACCUAUAUUUUUGGGUACCACCAAAACCAGCUAGAACUAGACUACGAAGCAAGCAACCAUUUACCAUCAACAGCAUCACAGAUAUCAGUAUACAAUUUACUGCAUUAAAAAAUAGCCAAUAAAUUGGAUUUGAAACGUUUUGUGCCCUGAAAUUGUAUUUGAUGCCUUUAACUAAAAAUUCACAAUUGUCUACUUUGUCAAUGACGUGUCAUGUGACAAGGGCUUCUAACAGCCAACUCGUCCGUUUAUUGUUCAAAGAGAAAGAUGCUUUAUCGACAAUUAUAGAGGAUAUUAAAGAAAACUACUGUAUAUUUCAUUGUAGAGGAACUUAAAAACUGACAUAUUUUCUGCACCCCUCUAGUGUGAGAGUAUGUAUAUGUAUAUGUAACAUGUCGAGAGUACAACAUGGUAUUGCAUAUAGCAGAGUCAUUGUAGUGUUCCAUAACUUUGUUCAUAUAUACAAAUUUGAUUGGUUUGACUGUUCAGAGAUACAAGAACCUUGUAUUGUGAUUCGGACUGUCAUAUUUCAAUAAAGUUUGUAAAUACUGAAAAA